Molecule: messenger RNA, 531 nt
Organism: Chinchilla lanigera (long-tailed chinchilla)
Lineage: Eukaryota; Metazoa; Chordata; Mammalia; Rodentia; Chinchillidae
Gene: Commd1
Product: copper metabolism (Murr1) domain containing 1
Biological process (GO): copper ion homeostasis; negative regulation of sodium ion transmembrane transport; negative regulation of protein localization to cell surface
Cellular component (GO): endosome
Source: RefSeq, a predicted model, not a curated record
GAAUCGAACUUGGGACCUUGCCCUUGCCAGUCCAUUGCAUCUGCAGACAUGGAUUUCAAUCAGUUGGAGGCAUUCUUAACUGCGCAAACUAAAAAGCAAGGUGGGAUCACAUCUGACCAAGCGGCUGUUAUUUCCAAAUUCUGGAAGAGCCACAAGACAAAAAUCCGAGAGAGCCUUGUGAACCAGAGCUGCUGGGAGAGUGGACUCCGGGGCCUGAGCUGGAGGGUUGAUGGCAAGUCUCAGUCGAGGCACUCGGCUCAGAUCCACACCCCUGUUGCCCUAGUAGAGCUGGAAUUCGGGAAACGUGGCCAGGAGUCUGAAUUUCUGUGUUUGGAAUUUGAUGAGGUGAAGGUCAACCAAAUACUGAAGAAGCUCUCAGAGGUAGAAGAAAGUAUCAAUGCACUGAUGCAACCAGCCUAACUGAAGACGAUGUAGGAAAGAGUUGGAAUUAUAAAGCAAAGGUGUUAAUGAUCUCACCCACUUUCACAGUCCUGUUCCCCCACUGGUAUUAAAUCCUCAGUGUCAAAUCCU